Molecule: messenger RNA, 2426 nt
Organism: Oncorhynchus masou masou (cherry salmon)
Lineage: Eukaryota; Metazoa; Chordata; Actinopteri; Salmoniformes; Salmonidae
Gene: rbm24a
Product: RNA binding motif protein 24a
Exons: 4
Coding region: 272-973 (233 amino acids)
Biological process (GO): regulation of alternative mRNA splicing, via spliceosome; mRNA stabilization; positive regulation of myotube differentiation
Cellular component (GO): cytosol; nucleus
Molecular function (GO): mRNA 3'-UTR binding
Source: RefSeq, a predicted model, not a curated record
UCAAGACAGUUACGGAGAAGAGUUGAAAACACCUGAUGAUCUCUUGGACAAUCCGCUCCAUAUCUCAUUUAAGUGUUGAAAGAUAAUCUACCUCGAAUCUUGAUUUUUGUUGAGUUUUGUGUUAUUUCUCUGAAGCCUCUCCAGUUGUAAAUCUCAUAUUGUUCAUUUUUAUAGAAAUACUUAGAAAUAACGUAACUAGGUGAUAAGGAAACAUUGCACUAUAUUUUGGAUUGUUUCUAUUCUACAAUUUUGCACUAAAAUAUUGGUGAAGAUGCACACCACGCAGAAGGACACGACCUACACGAAGAUUUUUGUCGGGGGUCUUCCGUAUCACACCACGGAUUCCAGUCUCAGGAAAUAUUUUGAAGUGUUCGGAGAAAUUGAAGAAGCUGUCGUGAUUACCGAUCGACAGACCGGCAAAUCCAGGGGGUAUGGAUUUGUGACGAUGGCUGACCGCUCGGCUGCAGACAGGGCCUGUAAAGAUCCGAACCCCAUCAUCGACGGUAGGAAAGCCAAUGUCAACCUGGCGUACCUCGGGGCCAAGCCACGGGUGAUGCAGCCAGGUUUCACCUUUGGUGUUCCACAAAUUCAUCCUGCCUUUAUCCAAAGGCCGUAUGGGAUCCCUGCUCACUAUGUGUACCCUCAGGCCUUCAUGCAGCCAAGCACCAUGGUCAUCCCUCACGGCAUGCAGCCCAGUGCCGCCUCUGCCUCCACCGCCUCCUCCCCGUACAUCGACUACACCGGAGCAGCCUACGCACAGUACUCCGCCGCCGCGGCUAGCGCUGCUGCCGCCGCAGCCUACGAGCAGUAUCCCUACGCCGCCUCCCCUGCGGCGGCCGGGUACCUAACCGCAGCCGGUUAUGGCUAUGUUCAGCAGCCCCUGGCUACGGCCGCACCGGGUUCAGCCGUCGCUGCAGCCGCAGCCUUCGGUCAGUACCAGCCUCAGCAGCUGCAAGCAGACCGCAUGCAAUAGCAAACACUGCGGCCAUUGGACACAACGGGAUGGGAGGCCCGCGGCCGGCCUCGGCUGAUUGGCUGUGAAGAGGAGAGGAUGAUGAAGAGGAAGAGAGAGGGGCCGUGUCGGUAAGAGGGUGAUGAUGGUGAGGUGGGAACUCCAUACAGUAGCUUUCCAACUUGCUGUGUUUAAACCAAAAACUUUAUAAAUUCACAAAACUAAGUAAGGAAGGUGGAUUUAUCCUUAUGAUUAUUAUUGUUGUUAUUAAUAUAAUUAUUACUAUCAUUAUAAUUGUAGUAGAGUAUUUAUUUCUAGAGAAGAAAUGCAACAACUAAUCACAGUGGUUGUAGCUUGGUGUAAAACAUGACUUUAUGUUCCAUUGCUGUCAUUAACAUAGGAGAGAGAGAGCGUUCUCUUUAUGGGACACUUAGACGUGUCCCGAAGUGCCCUUGCAACCUAUAUUUACUAUCACAUUUCGAGGGCUCUUGUCCUUCUGUCUUUUCAAGUGCAUUGAAGUAAAUUGUCUGAUAAUCAGGGAAAUGUAUCAGUUUCCAGUGUGUUAGUAAAGACAACCUCUGCAUGUCAGGGAGUAGUUGAAAUAACUGUGGAGAAAAGGAGAAGAUUUGUAGCUCGUGUCACACGUUAAGAACUACCUUUUUAACUUCCUGAUGCUGAAUGUCCCUUUUUUGACUCUGUAUCUUGACCUCUUGACCUAUGCAAAGCAAACAAUUUACCAGGAGACAAAAAAACUGCAGGAAUAACCGAAAAUGCCGUCAACUCUUCAAAGGGCAUCACAACCAAUAUGAAGGCAACUCACAGAGAGAGAAAGAAAAGCAUGUUUUCAGACAAUGAGAAGCACCAAAUCUGUUAGUCUCAAACACAUACACAUGGCUGCAUGCAAACACACACACACACACACACACGCAUACACAGUUGCGUACAUAGUGGUAAAGGUCAAUGGGCCCAGUCGUGCUCUCUGCCUCUGUGCAAUGGGAUCUACAGAGAGAAAGAGAGAGGGAGAGAGAGAGGGAGCAGCUGGGGAGGGGGUUGGCACAGUUCGCCCAGCGCCACACAGACGGAUCACUCUGGAAAUAACGCAUCACUUGUCCUCAUUUGUUGAGCUGUCACAUUUUAAUCCCGGGGCCCAUUUGGGAACUGUCUCUCCUCUGUCCUGCCUGCCUGGCCCUGUCAGCACUUCCACCUCUGUCCUCUAUCCUCUGUCCUCUGUCCUAGAGCCGACCGGCUGGGCUGGUGUCAGGUACACACACACUUCCCUCCUAUGCUAACCCUCACCAACCUCCUGGCCCUGUACCCACUCCUCACAGCCUCACCAACCCCCUGACCCUGUACCCACUCCUCAUAGCCUCCCCAACCCCCUGGCCCUGUACCCACUCCUCAUAGCCUCACCAACCCCCUGGCCCUGUACCCUGGCCCUGUACCCACUCCUCACAGCCUCACCAACCCCCUGGCC